AUGCAGCGGGCGCAGCGCACCUUUGGGCGCUUCCUGAAAAGGACGCCCAAUGAGGCCGAUGUUGAGGCCAUGCUCCACGACUUCAACGAUUCGGAAUCUAUGCUCGAGAAGCUCGAGGAAUCCUCGAAGCAAUGGCGCGAUGCCUGGACGAACAUUCUCAACCACCAGCUGGCCGCUGUCGAGUACCUUCACCUCCUCUACAAGCCAUUGGGCGGCGAGGGAAGCGCGGGAGGCUCACAUGUAGCUGUCGAGACGCCACCUGCGACGCUGGAGCGCGUUGCAGCCUUGCAGACGGCCUUCGCGGAGCUGAAGACAGACAUGAUGGAGGAGGUCAAGGACAUUGACCGCAAGUUGAUCAUACCCGCAAAGCUUGCGCGAGACUCACUGAAGCCCAUGAAGAAGGCCAUCAAGAAGCGAGAGGACGCAAAGGUUGACUACGAACGCUACAAGAGCCGCUGCGAAGCCCUGCAAAACAAGAAGACGCGCUCCGACCGCGACAACGUUGCGCUCAGCAAACAUGAGGCUGAUCUCGAGCGCUCGUCGCACGCCUACCAGCUUGCCGACGAGAACCUCCGCGACCGCCUGCCCAAGCUGAACGCAGCAACAUUCUCCAUCCUCCCGCAUCUGCUGGCGAACCAGAUCGUACUGCAGAACAACCUGAUCGGAAACCUGUACACUGUACUGCACCAGUACUCGCAUGAACAGGGCUAUCCUGACCCGCCACCUGAGCCAGAGGAGGUCAUACCCUUAUGGGACUCCAGCUUCACGUCCUUACGGAAGGAGAUGGAGUCCGAGUUUGGCUUGUUGAAGACGGGCAAGGCAGUGCAACAGCCCAUGCGACUGCCUGACAAGGGAGAAACAUUGACUGGUCUCGGCCUCAGAAACAAGGUCAUUCCCGGCCGCGGCGGAAGAGCACCCAGCAGUGAGUCGGUGCCGACGAUCACUCGUACAAAUGCCAGGCCUUCAUCGACACUGCAGUCCCCAGCCGAAAACGGACCACCUCUGAACCUCUCGAGCAAGCCUUCGUACAGCUCACUGAGUGCCACGAAGCCCAGGAUCCCUUCGAGCUCACCGCACCUGGGUACUCCAAGCUUAGAGCAGUUCGGUCGCAGGACAUCAACCGCCUCACACGACUCGUCUUACUCCAACAGCACCAACGGCCACAGUGACUACUUCACUGGCGUCUCCAAGAUUCGGUCCAACGGCUCCAACGGUUCCACGUCACCAAAUCCCGCGGCAGGAAAGAAGAAGCCGCCGCCACCGCCGCCUAAGAAGAUCGGCUCUUUCCAGUCCGAGUACGUUACCGCCAUGUACGAUUUCGACAGUCAUACGGCUGGUGAUUUGUCGUUCAGAGAAGGCGACCGCAUCCGGGUUGUGAAAAAGACAGAGAGCUCUCAGGAUUGGUGGGAGGGCGAAAUUGGAGGCGUCAAGGGAAGCUUCCCAGCAAACUACUGCAAGUGA
Messenger RNA from Parastagonospora nodorum SN15, 1461 nucleotides. RefSeq lists its product as hypothetical. Gene Ontology annotation, biological process: plasma membrane tubulation; endocytosis; actin cortical patch localization. Gene Ontology annotation, molecular function: lipid binding; protein binding. NCBI's taxonomy places the organism in Eukaryota, Fungi, Ascomycota, Dothideomycetes, Pleosporales, Phaeosphaeriaceae. The coding region runs from base 1 to 1461 and encodes 486 amino acids. The record is from RefSeq and is a predicted model, not a curated record. Gene Ontology annotation, cellular component: mating projection tip; medial cortex; Rvs161p-Rvs167p complex. The transcript has 3 exons.